Molecule: messenger RNA, 2815 nt
Organism: Orbicella faveolata
Lineage: Eukaryota; Metazoa; Cnidaria; Anthozoa; Scleractinia; Merulinidae
Product: serine protease 23-like
Biological process (GO): proteolysis
Molecular function (GO): serine-type endopeptidase activity
Source: RefSeq, a predicted model, not a curated record
UUUGCGCACACACCGCUUCAGCGCUAUGUGUUCGCGCCGUUUGUUGCGUGUCGCUUUGAAUGUCGGAGAUCAGUUGUAAUGCAUGAACAUGCCUGAAAAAGAUGGGAUUGUCAAUCUUUAAGCUAAAACUGUGGUGGUGCUGAAAUGAUGAGUGCAAGUUCCAAGAAUGCAAGAUAAUGGAUUCUGCCUGAAUUUUUUAAAAAAAUUCUUCAAAGAUGCAGUGAUGAGUACCAGUGACUUUCGCUCCCCUCUGGAAUUUUAACUGUCCCGCGGAAACAAAAAAAGUUAAAGAAAAAAACACUCACUGACUGAGCUUGGCACAGAAAAAUAAGGUCGUUGUUAACUCAUAUGUCCGUAUCUGCCCGGGAGGUGGAUAUGACUCGCUAUUUUCAUAGUAUCACCUUCCAAGAUGCAGUCGAGAAAAUCAUUGAUAACCUUAGUUCAACAAGCAAACCGCAAGAAGCUUUGAGCUGGUCGUGUUUCCCCCACACCACAUGAAUAAACAGAAAUGAUCACAGGAAACCAGUUGACGGCGAAACACCGACCACCCGAAAUCUACGUGGUUCAUUUCAGUGAUUUAUUUUUCACUCGGUUGCAAAUAGUCUCACCGCAAAACUAGGCUCCAUUCAGAGCAACACGCCUGGAAUCGACUGUCUGCUUUUUGUGGCUUAUUAUGUGACGUUUGUGCUUUAAAUAAACCUGGGAGGUAGUUUGCGUGACUGUGUGGGUCUUUGAUCUGUGGGUUUUAAAACCGCUUUAAGUGUCAUUUACAGCACACUCCAUCGGGAUAAUUUGCAGGAAACACGUCUUUUGUGGGGUUCAGCUUGUGCCUCCCGCUCUUGAUUCUAAUAUAACGUGGCUGUUUUUAGAGUGUUAACUGAAGGUCUUGCAAGGGUUACAUCUUUGCUAAGAGAUAAGAUGGUGAUUCCGUUUGCAUUUGUUAUUGUGACGGCAAUGAAAGCUGUUAUAGUUCUUGGCCUCUCUCAAGAAACUAUCCAAGCGGACCGACUUUGGCGCCACAAAGAGUCGCUUCGAAAGAGCACCGCCAACUUUCCAGGUGUCAUUGGACACCCUUUUCCUGCAAACGUCGACGAAAAAAGCCGAGUUCUAAAUCGAAAGACUGUCGAUGAUGUGGACGAUCCAAACUUUGGAAAUGUCGACUCGAUGUCGCAUCAAACUUUGCCAGACAAGACUGUUAAACACCGAUCUAAAAGGCUGGUAUUUGAAGUGGAUAAUCGGCUCGUGGUGCCUCCAUCGUUGAUCGAGAAAUGUCCCUUUUCAGCCGCAGUGGUUAUCUCCACUGGCUGCUCUGGUGUCCUGGUCUCUCCCAGGCAUGUCCUUACUUCAGCUCACUGCCUUCAUAACGGAAGCCAUUACGUAGAUGGGUACAGAGACCUACGAGUGGGGUUCCUGUUGAAAAACGGCACCACAGCUUGGCAGGAGAUCAGUAACACCAAGAUGUCGAAACAGUGGAAGAAUGGUAGCGAUCCGAGUGCAACGAGAUUUGACUACGCGCUGAUCAAGUUAAAGGUGAACCAUAGUCGCUGUUUCCUGCCCAUUGCUCCGAGCCAAACGUACCCUUCUGGGAAGAGCUGCACUCAUAAAACCAUUCAUUUUACAGCAUUUGACGAGGACAGGGAGGAAGGCACCAUGCUAUACAGGAAGUGUCGCAUUUUAGGCGUCACCCCCAACAUGCUUUUCCAGUGCUGUGACGCGACAGCAGGGUCGUCAGGAGCUGGUGUUUAUGAGCGCCACAGGAUCAACGGCCGUCGAGAUAAAGUUGAGCGUUACGUGGUGGGCGUGUUUUCCGGAAAUCGCGACCGAGUUUUUAACUCGUACAAGGAGCCUGAGACGAUCAAGACCUGUAAUGGCCGCCUCCCGUAUAUACUUGGGUACCUUCAUUACAUGAGAUAUUAUCGAUAUCAAGUAAAUUACAACUCUGCUCUACGAUUUAAUGAGAACGACGUGUUCCAUAUUUGCACGUGGAUGCGCAAGUUAGGAGGAGCUAACUGCAAGAAGUUCCUUAAGGAAAGGCGGCGAAGACGAAGGCGACAGUUGAGAAAACGUCAUGGAAGAAGCCGAGUCGUGCACUGCGAUCGCAUGGAGUAGAAUCGUUACUGUAACGAAAAGUCUUGCUUGUGUAGUAGGUGAACUUGAUAUAAGUUACACUUAUCUACAGCACGUAUACUGUAAGUAGUGUUAUUUACUAUUGACUAUUCUAUAUAAGAGCCUUUAAGAAAACCACAGCGGCGACGGCAGCGGGAACAUCGCUAAACAAAAGGAGAGCGGUACAAUGGCUAUACACGUGCCUUAUAAUUCUUAGUGCCGUGUACAUGACAUGAAAAAUAGUAUCUGCUUAUUUGAAAGGCCUUCCAAAAUACAGAAGAACCCCGUUUUUCUUUUUGAAAUAUCUUCUUUCGCUUUAGAGUUAUUGACGUUUUUCUAUUAUGCAAAUUAGAGCAGCGAUGACGCCAUACUGUUUGCAACUGAAAAAUGGUAAAAUACUGAAUAAACAAUAUCUCUAGAAAUAUUGAAGCAGUGUUCUUGAAACUUGGCACCACAAAUUUGCAUCACAGAAGAUACAAAAUAACACUCUUAGUGCUGUUGCCAUGGCAACUCUUUCGGCUUUAGUCUCUUUCUGUCAAAAAACCAAAUAUCCCCAUUUGCAACCUCUUAAGUGAGACAAAGGGUCCUGCUUGGAACAUACAUAGUUCCUAUAUUGUCUUAACUCCCAUCAUUAGAGUGGGUGGAGUAGAUGGUUCUUGGUUUAAGACAAAAACUGGAAAUUUCAGUUUUUAUUAAGACAGCACCAGCG